Tauraco erythrolophus (red-crested turaco) is the source of this 1231-nucleotide messenger RNA. Lineage: Eukaryota; Metazoa; Chordata; Aves; Musophagiformes; Musophagidae. The record is from RefSeq and is a predicted model, not a curated record.
GUACUGCGAGUAUGGGAUGGUACAUGUCCUUUCAGAGAAGGGGAGCAGCAAAGGAAAAGACUACUGUAUCCUUUUCAACUCUCAGUGGGCCCAUUUGCCACAUGAUCUGAGUAAAGCUUCACUCUUGCAACUGCAGGAUCAGACAGCAUCUGUUUUGUGUUCUCCUUCUGAUGUACCUGAUGGGGGAUUUAAUAAUCAAAUCCCCAUGGUGAUGCGAGGGAAUUGCACCUUCUAUGAGAAAGUGAGGCUUGCUCAGAUAAAUGGAGCUCGUGGGCUGCUGAUUGUUAGUAGAGAGAGACUGGUUCCUCCUGGGGGUAACAGGAGCCAAUAUGAAGAGAUUGAUAUUCCUGUGGCUCUGCUCAGCUAUACUGAUAUGUUAGAUAUUGGCAAGAGUUUCGGCAGCUCAGUGAAAGGGGCAAUGUAUGCACCAAAUGAGCCUGUGCUGGACUAUAACAUGGUGAUUAUAUUUGUCAUGGCUGUGGGGACUGUUGCGAUUGGAGGCUACUGGGCAGGAAGCAGAGAUGUGAAAAAGCGGUACAUGAAGCACAAACGCGAUGAUGGGGCAGAGAAACAUGAUGAUGAAACAGUUGAUGUGACUCCAAUAAUGAUCUGUGUGUUUGUAGUGAUGUGCUGCUCAAUGCUGGUCCUCCUUUAUUUCUUCUAUGACCACUUAGUCUAUGUUAUCAUAGGAAUAUUCUGCCUGGCUGCCUCAAUUGGUCUUUACAGUUGCCUGUCUCCCUUUGUAAGAAGAUUCCCCUUGGGAAAGUGUAGAAUCCCAGACAACAACUUGCCUUAUUUUCACAAGCGUCCACAGGUCCGGAUGUUGCUGUUGGCAGUGUUUUGCAUCUCUGUCAGCGUAGUCUGGGGAAUCUUCAGAAACGAAGAUCAGUGGGCCUGGGUUCUGCAAGAUGCUUUAGGAAUCGCUUUCUGUCUUUACAUGUUGAAAACAAUUCGCCUGCCUACGUUUAAGGGUUGUACCUUGCUCCUCCUGGUUCUCUUUGUGUAUGAUGUGUUCUUCGUAUUUAUCACACCUUUUCUAACAAAGACUGGGGAGAGUAUAAUGGUGGAGGUGGCUGCAGGCCCAUCUGAUUCUGCCACUCAUGAAAAGCUCCCAAUGGUCCUGAAGGUUCCACGACUGAACUCCUCACCCUUGGCUCUGUGUGACAGGCCUUUUUCACUCCUAGGAUUUGGAGACAUUUUAGUUCCAGGUAUUUCUUGUUUAGCGUGUUAA